Molecule: messenger RNA, 508 nt
Organism: Callorhinus ursinus (northern fur seal)
Lineage: Eukaryota; Metazoa; Chordata; Mammalia; Carnivora; Otariidae
Source: RefSeq, a predicted model, not a curated record
GCCUCAGGUGGCAACUUCGCGGAUCCGGAAGCAGGAAGUAGUUGGUGUUCUCCGGACCAGGAAACUGCCUGGCUGGGGGAGGUGGCACUCAGAGGCCUCGAGCUGAGAUGGACUUGGCGGAAGAGCUGGAGACCACAGCCCAGGAAGUGCUGGGGAAACUGAGGAGUGGUGAGCCGUUCCAGUCCAACUGGGACACUGCUGCCUUCAUCAUCUUCCUCAUUUUCCUCGGCACCGUGCUGCUCCUGAUGUUGCUCGUUUGUACCCACUGCUGCUGCCACAGCUCCUGCAGCCGCCGCGCCUCCAGACCCCAGAAGGUGAGCCCCACUGGCCCCCGGGGCUGGGCAGGCGCCAGGGGCAGCCUGGAACUGCCCUGGGGAGAGGAGGGUGUUGGGCCUCCUGUGGAGAGGGGCCGGCAGGGCACACACGAGUGAAGCCUCUCUUGCAGGUACACCCCAGGGGAGUGGAUAACUUGGCCUUGGAACCUUAACAUGGCAAGCCCACCAGCCCC